CUCAGAGCUUGCCCUGUAUAAUACGCUGUUUCCUCCUGUUUUGCUUUUUAUGCCCCCCUUUAAAGAAGAGGGGGUAUAUUGUUUUGCACAUGUCGGUCGGUCCGUCGGUCCGUCCACCAGAUGGUUUCCGGAUGAUUACUCAAGAAUGCUUAGGCCUAGGAUCAUGAAACUUCAUAGGUACAUUGAUCAUGACUGGCAGAUGACCCCUAUUGAUUUUCAGGUCACUAGGUCAAAGGUCAAGGUCACAGUGACUCGAAAUAGUAAAAUGGUUUCCGGAUGAUAACUCAAGAAUGCUUACGCCUAGGAUCAUGAAACUUCAUAGGUACAUUGAUCAUGAAUGGCAGAUAACCUUUAUUAAUUUUCAGGUCACAAGGUCAAAGGUCAAGGUCACAGUGACUCGAAACAGUAAAAUGGUUUCCUGAUGAUAACUCAAGAACAAUUAGGCCUAGGAUCAUGAAACGUCAUAGGUAAAUUGAUCAUGACUUGCAGAUGACCCCUAUUGAUUUUCAGGUCACUAGGUCAAAGGUCAAGGUCACAGUGACAAAAAACGUAUUCACACAAUGGCUUCCACUACAACUGACAGCUCAUAUGGGGGGCAUGCAUGUUUUACAAACAGCCCUUGUUUUAAAAGCUCUGGAUUUUAUGUAUGAUCAGCAUUGUUUGAACUGAUACAUACGGUUUAUUGGGGGCUUUCUAUCUUUUAAAAUUCCAUUUUCAAAUGUGAAUCUUUCAAUUUGGAUUUGGAUUUUUUAUGGCAUCAAUUUGAUGUUUACACGUUUAAUUGGCAUCUUGGGGUGCAUUUCGUCUUUAAAUUUUAAUAUGGGAAACAUAUUUUAUUUGCAUCUAAGGGAACAAAUUUUCUAGAAAUAUAUUUUUAAAUCUAAUAUGCUACAAUCUGGAAUUGAAAUCAAAAUUAUUAUGUGUACUAUUUUCACAAACCGUCCAGAACAGCAACCUGACAUGUUCCAAAUGGGCAAGUACGCAACCAGAUUGAUUUCAUACUGGCCCUCAACCGUUCAAGUCCAGCAUCAACAAGGCCACCACACAAGAUUGUUUCCUGGUGCAGACAUUGGCAGUGACCAUGAAUUAGUGCUCACCACGUACAAGAUUAAGUUAAAGAGCAACCGCAUCAUGAAGAACCCUUGUGUUUGUUUUGACUUGGAAAAUUGAAAGAUCCAGUGACAGCAGAGGUAUUUCAAGCACCAAGUGGCAAGUUUGCAGUCCUGAACAUCUUAGACAAUGACAUCGACACCAUAACCAACAACACAAGAAUGUUGUACUGUCAUUGGCCAAAGAAGUGUUAGGGAGAAAGAGAAGGAUAAACGAGCCAUGGGUGACACCGAAAUCAUGGACCAACAAGCCAUGGGUGACACCGAAAUCAUGGACCAACAAGCCAUGGGAGACACCGAAAUCAUGGACCAACAAGCCAUGGGUGACACCGAAAUCAUGGACCAACAAGCCAUGGGUGACACCGAAAUCAUGGACCAACAAGCCAUGGGUGACACCGAAAUCAUGGACCAACAAGCCAUGGGUGACACCGAAAUCAUGGACCAACAAGCCAUGGGUGACAACGAAAUCAUGGACCAACAAGCCAUGGGUGACACCGAAAUCAUGGACCAACAAGCCAUGGGUGACACCAAAAUCAUGGACCAACAAGCCAUGGGUGACGCCGAAAUCAUGGACCAACAAGCCAUGGGUGACACCGAAAUCAUGGACCAACAAGCCAUGGGUGACACCGAAAUCAUGGACCAACAAGCCAUGGGUGACACCGAAAUCAUGGACCAACAAGCCAUGGGUGACACCGAAAUCAUGGACCUAUGAAAAAAAGAAAAAAGCUGAGGCAUGAGAAGUACACCAGCCUGGACUCUAAGGCAAAUUACCAGGAAGCAAACAGGGAGGUAAGGAAGAAGAUGAGUCCAAGGAGUAAUGGAUUGAGGAACAAUGUAUCAUCAUCGACAAGGAGAUGACCGCAGGCGGCAGUAAGAAGGACUACAGCACCCUCAAGACCUUCACGAAGACCAGUCAGCCCAUGGCCAGUGUUAUCUCACCUUACCAAGAGUACCAUAGUCCUAAACAGGUGGACUGAAUACUGCAGUGGACCUCUAAAACUACCAGCUUCAACCAGAAUCCAGUUUCCUUCGGAGUGAUCCCAGACCAGAAGCGGACGACAAAAGUCUGUUCAUACUUGAGGCAGAGGUGGAGUAUGCAGUGCAUAGUCUUAAUGCAGGAAUAUCUCUGGGAAUGGAAAACAUCCAUUCCAAGCUGAUUAAGCACGAAGGAGAGGCAAUGCCUGCAACAAUGAUGGCACUAUGCCAAAAGAAAGUGAAGAGGUGGCACAAAGAGUUGACCUAGUCACUGGAAUUGUCAUACCCCUACCUAAAAAGGGCAUCCUCAUGUUGUGCAAGAAUUACAGCACCAUCAGCCUCAUCAGUCUUCCCAGUAAAGUCAGGCUAUGCAUUAUCUUAAUGGAUUGAAAAGUAAGGAAGAAGAACUGCUGUUCAAAGAGCAGGCUGGAUUCAGAGCUAGGAGGAGCACAGUAGAACAGAUUUUAAACUGCACAAUCAUCAUUGCGAAACACCUGCAACACCAAUAUGAGCUCUUCCUCAACCUAAUUGACUAUUUAACUACUGUGUGUGGCAUGAUGGCCUGAGCCAUGUUAUGAUAGGAUUCUUUAUUGAAGAAGGCUGGUGCAAUUCAUUCAAGAACUCUAAGGAAACGCCAGCAGAGAAGUACUUCUCAACGGCCAGCAGGGGGACUUCUUCAGGACGUCAGUGGUUGUCUGUCAGGGAUGUCUGCUCUCUCCUGCCUGUUCAACAUUUUCCUUGAGAAUGCAGGAGGCUCUCCAUGACCACCACACCUCCAUCUCCAUCUGUGUCAGACUUGAGAUUCACUGAUAACAUUGACCUCAUGGGUUGCACCAGGAGUAAACUUCAAGAUCUCACCAACAGACUCUAUAAAAAUGCAGGAGCAUACAGGAUUGAGGUCAGCCCAGAGAAGUUGAGGAUAAUGGUGAACAGCAUGACUUACACAGACAAUGCGAUGAACAGUGAGAAGCAAGAAAUGACCAGCUUCAAGGAUCUGUACAAGCAGAUCCAUCAGCUUCCCCACCAAGUACAGGCUCUACAAGUCCCUUGUAAUCUCCAUCCUACUCUACGGCUGCAAGACCUGGACGCCUCCUGCGGACACAGAAACCAGGGUUCAGGCAUUUGAACAUUAAUGUCCCCGAAGACUUCUCUCCUACACAGAGCACAAGACCAAGGAGUUUGUCAAGAACAUGACUGCAACACUUGUUGAUCUACAAGAGCCUCACUGGCGACCGUAAAACAACGAAAGCUGGCUUGGAUUGGACACUUCACCAGGCACAACUCUCUGUGCUAGACCCUCCUCCAGGGCAUGUAAGAGGGAGGUCGAUGUCAAGGCCUAUAGAAGAAAGGUUGGAUGGACAAUGUAAAGGAGUGGAUGAAGUACUAUCAGCAGCACAAAACAGACCUGAUUUGAGGAUGAUUUCUGUAUUGUUGUCCCUCAUUUUCCGCUUCGGCCAAAACCAUGUGUUUUUUUGGUGAUGGGUAGAGUGUCAGUUAAGCCUUCAUUUGCAUUAAAUUUUGAGAGUGUGUGUUUAAUACUGUGGGACAACUGAUGUAGUAAUAUUUGUUGGGGGAGUUAACCAUAGGUCUGGUUAACUGAAGAACAGGUGUAAAACUUAAGAUUUAUUUCCCUUUGCCUGGAUGAAACUGCUAUAAGAAGUUCAAAAUUUGGCAAUUAUAGCCAUUACAUGUCAUCUUUCCAUUUGACCUUAUGUAAUUUUUUGUUAUUUUAUAUUUUGCCCCCCCCCCCCCCCAUUUGAGCAUGCAUUUUUCUUUAAUCCUACUUUUAAUCUUCUCACCCUUAAUUUUCAAUAUCAAACACAGUAUUUCUGAUUAUUUAUA
Messenger RNA from Dreissena polymorpha, 3926 nucleotides. RefSeq lists its product as uncharacterized. The record is from RefSeq and is a predicted model, not a curated record. NCBI's taxonomy places the organism in Eukaryota, Metazoa, Mollusca, Bivalvia, Myida, Dreissenidae. The transcript has 2 exons. Bases 1330 to 1821 code for a protein of 163 amino acids.